Molecule: messenger RNA, 2341 nt
Organism: Suillus paluster
Lineage: Eukaryota; Fungi; Basidiomycota; Agaricomycetes; Boletales; Suillaceae
Exons: 4
Coding region: 105-2150 (681 amino acids)
Source: RefSeq, a predicted model, not a curated record
GUUGCUCGGGCUCACAAGGACGAAUGAUGUCACGCGUUGUGUGACAGUCGCGUGACAAACGUAUGCACCGACGAGCGCUUCAGAACUAGUAUCAGCACAUCUUCAUGUCCGAAUCAUCCUCCCCUCCUCAAAGGCAACCUGAAGAUGGUCAUACGUUCGCCCGAGUAAUACAGUUCAUGAUCAAUAAAGCUGCCAGUGGGUCAAUCAAGGAGCUCGAUGGACUAUGCAGCAUUGCACAGCAUUGGAAACCAGAACAACUUGUCAUGCUACUCCCAGUCUUCUAUUACCACCUUGAUCCAGCUCGCAUCCCCGAUGUGGUCACUUCGAGGGACGUGAGGAGCAUCAUGCUCGCAAGAUACUCCCUUAAAGGAGUGCUAGUCACGCUGAACCGCCUCGAUUCCCCAAAGGAAUUGACGCAGGCACUACAGACCAUUGCUGACCACCUUGUAUCCAAUUGGCAUCCCUGUCAUCUCUGGGUCAAUUUCUUUUAUCGUAACUUCUUCGCCUCCAGCAACCCCACUCGCCUGCCGGGUCUUCUCAUAACUAGAUCAGAAGCGCUAAAGCUAGUUGUUAACAUGCUGAUGCGCAUGGGGUUAAUCGGCGACUCGAAAACACCACAGUCAUUGAUCAACACACCAUCUCUACACCCCGUUAUCUCGCAGUUGUGGUGUAUGGCUGUCACCUCAAAGGACAACGACUUUCUCGCCGAGGCUGACAAGGUAAUGGGCAGCAAGGAACAGGGGGCAUUCCAGGAACACAUGUCAUACGUGGUGCAGACAUGCCUGGAUGUCGACCAUCCUUCUUUUACGUCCACCCUUAUUCAUGUCGCUGGAGGCAUUAAAGCCACGGCUUCUAUUGCCUCCAAAUAUAUCAGAAAUAUCCGAUGUCUGUACAGGAAGAAGGUUCUUUCUGGACAAAGCAUCGACGAUACCACUCCAUGCGAUUCUGUUUUCGGGUUGCCUCGUUGGCAAAUAAUGCUCAUAAAUUGCUUCGGGAAUUGUGCAACCCUACUAUUCGUUACCAGCCAACAGAACUGCGCCUUGCGGGAGGCCUACAUCGAUCGCAACCUCGUGGCCCUCAUUACCUACACCCUUCGUGAUCUAUGUCAACUCUCUUUAACCCUGAAGCACGAUGACUUCGCCAAACAUGUCAAGAAGGCAUUUGAGGAUGCUUUAGGUUACAUUGCGUUACUCAUGGGAGGUCCUGUGGAUGAUCUUGUGGCCGUUAUAUGUCAGGCCCUUCGGGCGCGUUUCCUCCCUACCGUCCUUCAGGCUCAUACCUGCAUUCCUGGCGCGGAUGCGGCGGAAUGCCUUAAUGCAUUGUUAAUUACUGCUCUUCGCUCAUACCUCACGUUCGACAAGGUCUUGCGGAUCGCUGGGAGCGAGCUUGAAGCUGAUGAGAAAUCGCUAGAUGCGAUUGCUCAGAGCGACACAGACCUACUACAAGCCUGGAACCUGUUCAAGAAAGACGUUCGACGUUACUUGGACCUUAGAAGCCAGAUACCCGCGGCGUCGAUCUUCUUCGAUCGUCAGUGUGCUGCUGUGCAUAACAGUGAUGAAUGGCAUCCGCAGUGGGAUCUAUUCCAGUGUGCCAGGUGCACGGUUGCGAGGUAUUGUUCUAGACAAUGCCAGAACAUAGAUUGGGAUCAGGGCCAUCGAAUGGCAUGCAAGUACCUCAAAGCUGCCAUUGGUCCAAAUGCCUCACGAUAUGUCAGGAGAAGCCUAUUUCUUUUGGCCAAGAUUGAAGAUGCUGAAAUUCAAUCCCAUCAAGAGUUCAUAUCUCAGCUGUCGGUGACCGCUCAGGCAGAGCACCCAGAAUUCCAAGAUUGUCUUGUUCUCGAGAUCGAUCCUGUUGCAGAGGGCCCUGCAGAUAAAUUCAAAUUCAAGCCGGUGUCCAACUAUCUUCAUAUCUUCCCGGAGGCAUCGGAACGUCCAUGGCAAGCCGCAGGCAAGUGGCGCCAAUCUGCAGGACUGCAUAGCCUUCGCCUGCCGCCUGUGAUGCGUAUUCACGAGGGAUAUGAGAUAACGGAUAAACCUAAUUUGCUCUUCAGCCCAUCGACGGCCCUCAGGAUGGCGUUUAAAGAGCACGGAUUAGAUGCUCGUGUCAAUGACGGCGCCUCGAGUGUUUAUUAUACCGGGAGUUCCUUGUGAUUGUGAUUGUACUGCGCUUCGUCUGCUGCCGUGCUGUUGUAAUAGUUUUGCCUCCGAUUUCCGUCUGCUGUGCCUGCUCGCUAUCUCGAGACCCAAUGUUAUGAUGCUGUCUUUUGUUUUACCAUUGAUUGUAUACCAAAUUGCGCCGUAGAUAGCCUAUGGUACUUAUGAAACGUCUUUUUUUAUCACAA